Messenger RNA from Heterobasidion irregulare TC 32-1, 1279 nucleotides. Its product is annotated as GDP-fucose transporter. Bases 122 to 1159 code for a protein of 345 amino acids. Gene Ontology annotation, cellular component: Golgi apparatus. The transcript has 7 exons. The record is from RefSeq and is a predicted model, not a curated record. Gene Ontology annotation, biological process: GDP-fucose import into Golgi lumen; protein O-linked glycosylation via fucose. NCBI's taxonomy places the organism in Eukaryota, Fungi, Basidiomycota, Agaricomycetes, Russulales, Bondarzewiaceae. Gene Ontology annotation, molecular function: antiporter activity.
AACAAGUUCUCGUUUCUGCCCAUCUUUUCUUUUGUGCUCGACGCGAUUCACCAUUGGGAUCUACAGUCCAGAAGAUAUUACUAGUAUCCAGACGUUUGGGGACUCUCCUUAAGAACUGAAGAUGACCCAGCAAAAUGUACAUCCAUCAAGUAGAGCUGCUGUGGUCGGGACGGUGUCGUUUUAUUUGGUCGCUGCUCUGGCGAUGGUGAUAGCCAAUAAAUGGGUGCUCAAUACGACCACUGUACCAUUGUUCUUCCUACUAUCCCAACUCGUAAUUGCUGUACUACUCUUCCUCGUAUCACACGUGGUCGGCAUCGUCAAAGUACCGCUUCACGUUAAUAUAGCCCUCAUCAAGGGCCUCGCUCCUAUGAUUGCACUUAAUGUCGUCGGUCUCAGCUCGAAUAACUAUACCCUCAAAUAUGUCGAUACAUCAUUCUACCAAGUAGCACGCGGACUUGUGCUGCCUCUUACAGUACUCACAUCAUUCAUCUUCCUCAAUACUCGUCCCAGUAUCCGCAUCCUCCUCUCGUGCUCGAUCGUCACCGUUGGCUUCUUCGUUGGUGUCUUUCUUGAUGGCACCCACGUUUCAACUCUUGGCAUUGUGUUUGGUGUGGCAUCUUCGUUGAUGACAGCGCUUCACGCUGUGGUGAUGAAGCGUUCCCUAGACGUUGUCGGAGGCAGUGCGCUCCAUCUGAGUUGGUAUAGUAAUCUGUUGAGUGCAGUGGUGCUAGCACCUUGCGUGCUAUUCGCCGGCGAGGGUAGCUCCGUAAUGGAUUUGCUCUACAGAAGACAAGGUUUAGCGACCUUCAUCACUGGAUCUACUAUCACUGGCGCACUUGGGUUUCUCAUGUCUAUUGCGAGCACUCUCUCAAUCAAGAUCACGUCUCCAAUCACACAUAUGAUAUCUUCCGCCAUUCGGGGCGUCGCAGCUUCCUUGCUUGGCAUGUGGAUCUUCCAUGACGUCGUCAGUUCCGGCCGCGUCUGGGCCAUUGCCAUCAUCCUCACAGGCUCGUUGCAUUACACAUGGAUCAAGCAUACUGAAUCGCCACCUGCAUCUCCAACAAAACCUUCGUAUGAGCGCGUGUCGUUGGAGGACUUAGAAGCCGUGGAGAAAGGCGUCAUGAACGGAGCUGCAGGCAGGCGUGGCCAUCCAAGUUGAAGUCGUACGAGCGCUGGCGCAUACGGCUGGGCGGACAUAAAUAACUUAUGCACAGAGUCGUAAUGUCCAUGCAAUCUAGAUAUCAUCCAGCUACUAAACGGAUUCUCUACACUUCUCUUG